AAUGUCCAUUUAUUCAAUUUGGUUCCUUUAGGGUGGCUUAGUAAACCAUGGAGGGAUGUACCAAAGAACUCUCAGGAAAAUCUUGAAUUUUUGAAAUCCUACCAGCCUGGAAAUGUCAAAAAUCUCAGAAUUCUGCUUCAUGGACCAGUUGGUGCUGGAAAAUCCAGUUUCAUCAACUCUGUCGACAGUGUUUUACAAAACAGAAUCACUGCUGGACGUGCGGUAGAUGCAAUCACUGGAGGGAGCAGCUUCACCCAAACAUACACACCGUACAAAAUCAGCAAAGACUCAGGGGGAUCUUAUUCUUUCAUGUUCAGUGACACCAUGGGCUUUCAGCAAUCAGCUAGACGGGGAGUUCAUGUGGAAGACAUCAAACUGGCCCUGAAGGGACAUGUGAAGGACGGUUACAAGUUCAACCCCAAAGAACCGCUAACAGGAGGUGAUUUCUACAACCCAUCUCCCACUCUGGAUGAUAGAGUUCAUGUUCUGGUUUCUGUUGUUCCUGCUGACAAGAUCUCUGAAAUGACGGGAGAAGAUGUGAAGAAGAUGAGAGAGGUCAGACAGACAGCCAGUGAAAUGGGCAUUCCUCAACUGGUUCUUAUAACCAAAAUUGAUGACGCCUGUCCAAAAGUCAGGGGAUAUAUCAAAGAUGCCUAUUUGAGCUGCUUUCUGAAGGAACAGGCCGAAAAAUGCAGCUCCCUGCUGGGCAUUCCACUGAACUGCAUCUUUCUUGUGAAGAACUACAGUUCAGAGACCAAAACAAGUGAUGACAUUAAUGCUCUGAUAUUGGUCGCACUGAGAGAGAUGGUCUACUUUGGUGAAGACUUCCUCAACAAACUGCAGGACUGAUGUACAACUGCUGAGGGACACUUUGCAUGUUUGAAACAUGAAAGAAAUCUAACUCUGAUGUGCAUUAAUACUUGCUGCUUUUUUUCAAUGUCAAGCUUUUCAUGUACAGUGAACCCUCGCUAUAACGCGGUUCACCUUUCACGGCUUCGCUGUUUCACGGAUUUUUUUAGAGCAUUUUUUUAUGCGUUUUUGUGUUCUGCAUCCUGAUUGGCUAAGGGACUGACCAACGUGAACAGUCUCCACGCCUCAUCUCUGCCAUACAGGCCAGCGCUGCCUGCUGUGGAGCGCUGGAUCAUUUCUCUCCUUGGUCUCCAUGAAGUGAGACACCCUGAAAGAAGGAGCUGACGGAGCAGCCUUAUUCUUUUCCCCCGCUGUCAACCGGACAGUGGACGUGGUCCCCAGUCGUCUCAGGCCACCGCAGCCGCGCUCCCCAGGAGAAGAGCGCCGGCGCGAGGCUUCCCCACCCUGGACUGCUCCAGUUGAUUCAGCCGGUCCACUCUCUGAGGCAAGAGUACCGCCGCGGCGUCCACCUGGCUGCAGCUGCAGCGCUCCCCCAAGUGCAGUAUUGUAUAAUAACUGUAAAAAAUAAAUCUGACUACUUCACGGAUUUCGCCUAUCGCGGGUUCUUUUUGAAACGUAACCCCCGCGAUAAACGAGGUUUCACUGUAUCUAGUACUCAUUAAAUUGUAGAAAAAAAUCAUGACACGCUUUCAAUUUGAGCUUAUAACUUGUUCAUACAUUUUUUUAUUGCCUGUUAUUUUACUUAGUUGAAUACAAAAUGGUGACAUGAAACAACCUACUGCUCAAAGACUGCGCUUUUUGUGUGUGGAAACAUGAAAAAAUAAUCACACGAAUAAACUAAAAACCCAUUAAAAUGUA
Messenger RNA from Acanthochromis polyacanthus (spiny chromis), 1728 nucleotides. RefSeq names its product interferon-induced protein 44-like. The annotation marks the transcript as partial. The record is from RefSeq and is a predicted model, not a curated record. Lineage: Eukaryota; Metazoa; Chordata; Actinopteri; Pomacentridae. The transcript is spliced from 6 exons.